This is a messenger RNA of Sciurus carolinensis (gray squirrel), 945 nucleotides long. RefSeq names its product N-alpha-acetyltransferase 10, NatA catalytic subunit (gene Naa10). Gene Ontology annotation, cellular component: NatA complex. Lineage: Eukaryota; Metazoa; Chordata; Mammalia; Rodentia; Sciuridae. The coding region runs from base 151 to 858 and encodes 235 amino acids. The record is from RefSeq and is a predicted model, not a curated record. The transcript has 8 exons. Gene Ontology annotation, molecular function: protein N-terminal-serine acetyltransferase activity; protein-N-terminal-glutamate acetyltransferase activity. Gene Ontology annotation, biological process: N-terminal peptidyl-glutamic acid acetylation.
CUUCCGCCGCCGCCCCCGCGAGCCCUUCCCCAGCUCCAGCCCCAGUCCCAGCCCCGGCCCCGGCCCCAACCGCCCAGCAUCGCUUCGGAGCGCGGCGGCAGCUGACUGCGCGUUCACGACCCGCUGGGACCCGCGAGCCCCGCCGCCGUUAUGAACAUCCGCAAUGCAAGGCCUGAGGACCUGAUGAACAUGCAGCACUGCAACCUCCUCUGCCUGCCUGAGAACUACCAGAUGAAAUACUACUUCUACCAUGGCCUCUCCUGGCCCCAGCUCUCUUACAUUGCUGAGGAUGAGAAUGGGAAGAUUGUGGGGUAUGUCCUGGCCAAAAUGGAAGAGGACCCAGAUGAUGUGCCUCAUGGACAUAUCACUUCAUUGGCUGUGAAGCGUUCCCACCGGCGCCUUGGCCUGGCUCAAAAGCUGAUGGACCAGGCCUCUCGAGCCAUGAUAGAGAACUUCAAUGCCAAAUACGUCUCCCUGCAUGUCAGAAAGAGUAACCGAGCCGCCCUGCACCUCUAUUCCAACACCCUCAACUUUCAGAUCAGCGAAGUGGAGCCCAAAUACUAUGCAGAUGGUGAAGAUGCGUAUGCGAUGAAGCGGGACCUCACCCAGAUGGCUGAUGAGCUGAGGCGGCAUCUGGAGCUGAAGGAAAAGGGCAGGCACGUGGUCCUGGGUGCCAUCGAGAACAAGGUGGAGAGCAAAGGCAAUUCGAUUCCCAGCUCAGGAGAGGUCUGUCAUGAGGAGAAGGGCCUGGCUGCUGAGGAUAGUGGCGGGGACAGCAAGGACCUCAGCGAAGUCAGCGAGACCACAGAGAGCACGGACGUCAAGGACAGCUCAGAGGCCUCUGACUCGGCCUCCUAGAGCCUGCCCCAGCCCAUCCUCACCCGCAGGUUUCCACAAUAAACCUCAGCCUGUGGCCUUGGGCAUUUGUUUCUUGAGCAUGGCACA